GGGAGCAGCCUGUGGUGACCUGUUGUUGUUAUUAUUAUUAUACAGGGGGAGCAGCCUGUGGUGUCCUGUUAUUAUUAUUAUACAGGGGGAGCAGCCUGUGGUGUCCUGAUAUUAAUAUUAUUAUUAUUAUUAUUAUACAGCAGGAGCAGCCUGUGGUGUCUUGUUAUUAUUAUACAGGAUGAGCAGCCUGUGGUGUCCUAUUUUUAUUAUUAUUAUUAUUAUUAUUAUUAUUAUUAUUAUUAUUAUUAUUAUUAUUAUACAGGGGGAGGAGCCUGUGGUGUCCUGAUAUUAUUUGUAUACAGGGCGAGCAGCCUGUGGUAUCCUGUUAUUAUUAUUAUUAUACAGGUGGAGGAGCCUGUGGUGUCCUGAUAUUAUUUGUAUACAGGGCGAGCAGCCUGUUGUCUCUUGUUGUUAUUGUUAUUAUUACAAUACAGGAGUAGCAGUGUGUGGUGUCCUGUUAUUAUUAUUAUUAUUACUACUAUUAUUAUUAUUAUACAGAGGGAGCAGCUUGUGGUGUCCUGUAAUUAUUAUUAUUAUACAGGAGGAGCAGCUUGUGGUGUCCUGUUAUUAUUAUACAGGGGGAGUAGCCUGUGGUGUCCUUUUAUUAUUAUUAUACUGGAGGAGCAACCUGUGGUGUCCUGUUAAUAAAGACAUAUGUUAUUAUGUUUAUGCUGGGGUGCAGCCUUUAGUGUCGUUGUUAUUAUUAUUAUUAAUUUUAUUAUAUGAAAUUGUGGGGAUUGAAAAUAUUGCUCAAAUUCUCGGAUAUAUUAAAGCAGAGACCAUAAUAUCCCUGGCAUGUGUAACAGAUGAUAAUUGAAGCAGUAUGAAGAAAAUGUAUAUCACACACCUGGGAGUGUCACAGUGACAUCAUUUAGAUCUAUAGUAAUAAAGGAACUCCAGCUGUGGGGAACGGAGUCUUUAUUACACAUCACACGUUCUGUAUUCUCUCUGAUUCACAAAGGAUGGACAAGGACAGGAGUCACAGGACUGAAAAGAUAAUAAAUAUCACCCUGGAGAUCAUCUACCUACUGACUGGGGAGGAUUACACAAUAGUGAAGAAGACAUCCAAUGGGUGUGAGACACCCAGCAGCCAUCCCCGUGUAUCAGGAGGACUGAGUAGAACCCAAAGCCCAAUCACGGUGCCUCCACCUCACUCACUGACACAUGAGAGACACAAUGACAAGAAGAUCCUGGAACUCACCAACAAGAUCAUUCAACUGCUGACUGGAGAGGAGGAGGAGUAUAUAGAGGAACACAGGGGUCUGUACAAGGACGUGAUGAUGGAGAAUCACCGGCCCCUCACAUCACCGGAUGGUCCCAGUAACAGAGAUACCCCAGUGAGACGUCCCCGUCCUCUGUAUUCCCAGGAUUGUACAGAGGAGAAUCACAGGAUCCCACAGGAGGAUCAGGUAGAACGUCUUUCUUGUAUAAAGGCAGAAGAUAUAAGGAGAGAAGAAGAGACAUAUGUGACUGAUAUAAAGGCAGAAGAUAUAGAGGAAGAAGAAGAGACAUAUGUGACUGAUAUAAAGGCAGAAGAUAUAGAGGGAGAAGAAGAGAUGUAUGUGACUGAUAUAAAGGCAAAAGAUAUAGAGGGAGAAGAGGAGACGUAUGUGACUGAUAUGAAGGCAGAAGAUAUAGAGGGAGAAGAAAAGACAUAUGCGACUGAUAUGAUGACAGAAGAUACAGAGGGAGAAGAAGAGAUGUAUGUGAGGGGUCAUCAGCAGUGUAAGGAGGAGGAGAUCCCUACAGAUAUCAGCACAGGAGAUGGACACACAAGCAGGAAUAUCUCAGAAGGACAUCUAAUGUUAUCCCUGGAUUCUGAAAUAACGGAUAAUGACCGUAGACUGGAUUCUCCAGGAGCUAACCCCAUUACCCCAAUUAUUCAUCCAGCUCUAUCAGAUGAUCCCUCUGAUUCUGGGAAAUGUUCUCCUGAUCACUCUGAUAUUGGUGCAUCUGUUACAGCUCUGACAGUAGAUACAGUGUUUCCUUGUUAUAUAGAUGCCAAAUGUUUUACACAGAACACAAACCUUAUUACUCAUCAGCCAGCUAAGGCAGGUGAGAGGCCAUUUCCAUGUUCUGAGUGUGGGAAAUGUUUCGCAUAUAAAUCAGCUUUUGUUACACAUCAGAGAAGUCACGCAGGUGAGAAGCCGUAUUCCUGUUCUGAGUGUGGGAAAUGUUUUGCACACAAAUCACAUUUAGUUGUACAUCAGAGAAAUCACACAGGUGAGAUGCCAUUUUCCUGUUCUGAGUGUGGGAAAUGUUUUGCAUGCAAAUCAUAUUUUGUUAUACAUCAGAGAAGUCACACAGGUGAGAAGCCGUAUUCCUGUUCUGAGUGUGGGAAAUGUUUUGCACGCAAAUCACGUUUAGUUAUACAUCAGAUAAAUCACACAGGUGAGAAGCCAUUUUCCUGUUCUGAGUGUGGGAAAUGUUUUGCACGCAAAUCACAUCUUGGUAUACAUCAGAGAAGUCACACAGGUGAGAAGCCAUUUUCCUGUUCUGAGUGUGGGAAAUGUUUUUCAUCGACAUCACAUAUUGUUAGACAUCAGAGGAGUCACACAGGUGAGAAGCCGUUUUCCUGUUCUGAGUGUGGGAAAUGUUUUGCAUAUAAAUCAAAUCUUGUUACACAUCAGAGAAGUCACACAGGUGAGAAGCCAUUUUCAUGCUGUGAGAGAAAUAAAUCUGCUCUUGUUGAACAUAUUAGACAUUACCCAAAUACGGAACCAUUUACAUCUUCUGGAGUAUAAUUAUCACUAUCAUGCAAUGUUUCUCAAGGGUGAAUCCUAUCUCCUAUGCUUUAUAAAAUAUACAUGCUACCACUGGGUGAUAUAAUCAGACGUCAUGGCCUGGUCUAUCACUGAUAUGCAGAUGACCUGCUUUUUGCUCCAUGUACUGAGAACCUAAUACCAAUCCUAAAUGGUUGUCUAGCUGAGCGCCAGGGGUGGAUGAUGCCAGUUGGCUGUGACUCAGUCUUUGUGAAACAUAAUAGAAGCUCACCAACAAAGGACAAGACUACAGCUUUACCAACCAUCUGGAUUUAUGCUUUGGUGUUCAGAAUUGCAAAAUACUGAACAUGUGCUGAAUCUUUGUGAUGUCCUGGUAUGUGGCUGACACAGACAUCAGGUAUCUGCCACAUACAAAUCCUCAUUCUUCCAUCUGUGGACCAUAGCCAGAAUCAGGCACUUGAUUCCCUCAGAAGUUCAUAGACUACUGCAAUGCCAUCUACCUGGGUCACCCAGCAAAAGAAUUACAGAGCUUGCAGCUAGUACAGAAUGCAGCAGCCAAGCUGUUACCUAACAAGCUCAUUCCUGCCACAUAACACCCAUUCUCUACUCCCUUCACUGGCUGCCUGUAAGAUGACAAAUCUAUUUCAUAAUUGGCUAACUGACCUUCCCAGCCCAACAUUACAUGGUCCAAGGUACUAGAAGCAGCUUCUGCCUCCUUACUGCCCUGCUUGCUGGCUUCUACAGAUGAAGGACUGUUACCAGCAGUACCAAGAAUCUCCUGUCAUUCAUUUAUGGGUUGAACUUUUAGCUUUGCAGCCCUGACCAUGGAACUCACUGCCUUGCACAGUCCAAGAGGCCUCCACUCUAGAGACCUUCACAAGCAGACUGAUGACUGUUACUCACGCUUUUCAUUAAUGUACCUCUAUUUACUUCCUAAAUAAUACAUCCCAAAUGCUUAGGUCUUUUUUCUGCUGUUUAUUUUGUAUCUUGUGCUUUGUGUAAAUGUGAAUGUCUAAUACCAGUUUCCACAGUCUGUAUUGCUGCACGACAAUAUGGCGGCCAUUGGAACGUGUUUUCACUUCUAGUUUGCCUAACUUGUUGCAGACACUCAUCUUGAUAAGGAGUGCUGAGUGUUUUCUGAUACAAGAUCCUGUCCAUAUAUACCCUGUACAUUACCAUGUGCAUUAGAGUCACCCGGGUUCCAUCUGCGGUGGUUUGUUGUAUGUUACAUCUAUAUGGUGCGGAGACUCCCCUGUGUUUCAUAAUAAAAGCUUUUGUUUGCAUCUAAUUAUUACAUUAAAGCUUUUUUCUCUAACGUCCUCAGUGGAUGCUGGGGACUCCGUAAGGACCAUGGGGAUUAGCGGCUCCGCAGGAGA
Messenger RNA from Pseudophryne corroboree (corroboree frog), 4099 nucleotides. Its product is annotated as oocyte zinc finger protein XlCOF7.1-like. The record is from RefSeq and is a predicted model, not a curated record. Bases 963 to 2744 code for a protein of 593 amino acids. NCBI's taxonomy places the organism in Eukaryota, Metazoa, Chordata, Amphibia, Anura, Myobatrachidae. Gene Ontology annotation, molecular function: DNA-binding transcription factor activity, RNA polymerase II-specific; RNA polymerase II cis-regulatory region sequence-specific DNA binding. The transcript is spliced from 7 exons. Gene Ontology annotation, biological process: regulation of transcription by RNA polymerase II.